Mangifera indica (mango) is the source of this 601-nucleotide messenger RNA. Its product is annotated as sucrose transport protein SUC2-like. NCBI's taxonomy places the organism in Eukaryota, Viridiplantae, Streptophyta, Magnoliopsida, Sapindales, Anacardiaceae. Gene Ontology annotation, cellular component: vacuole; plasma membrane. The transcript is spliced from 5 exons. Gene Ontology annotation, molecular function: sucrose:proton symporter activity. The coding region runs from base 1 to 363 and encodes 120 amino acids. The record is from RefSeq and is a predicted model, not a curated record.
AUGGGGACAGUCUUGAUGUAUAUAAAAAAAACAAUUUGUGCUUUGGCCAUCUUCGCUGUGUUGGGGAUCCCACAAGCAGUUACAUUCAGUGUUCCAUUUGCUUUGGCAUCCAUAUUCUCCAAAUCUUCUACUGCUGGUCAAGGGCUUUCCUUGGGAGUUCUUAACCUUGCUAUAGUUAUUCCUCAGAUGUUGGUGUCUGUAAUUGGAGGACCCUUUGAUGCUCUAUUUGGAGGUGGCAACAUCCCCGCUUUCAUUGCCGGAGCUGUUGCUGCUGCAGAAAGCGGCAUUGUGGCACUCACCAUCCUGCAAUCGCCGCCGCCAGAUGCUUCAGCAGCUGAAACUCCAGUGGUUGGAUUUCAUUAAAUAAAUAUGGGUUUUAGAUUUAGUUGAAGCUAGCAGAAGAAAGCCUUUGUUUUAGUUGAAGCUCGCAGAAAAAUAAAAUUAAUGAGCAUUGUGGUAUCAUAAUGCGAAAAAAGGGGAUAAAAAUUUAGUUAUAACAUCGGGUAGAGAUGCUGUCUUCGAGUGCAGUGUAAGCUAACCAUAAGUUUGUCUUUGUUUGGCAAAGUGCUGAAUUUAAUGCAUGGCUAGCUUCUUUGGUUCA